ACCAGUGAAAUCCAGCAGUACAAAACACCAAUAAAGAAGUGACAGUAAAACUUGGAAUAUUUUUGAAGAAAUUUUAUUUUUUUGGUUUUAUUGGAAUUGUGUUAUUGCAUCGCAAGGAAUGAACGAAAUUAAUUUCAUUUCUUGCGUUUUAAAUUGUCGCGUUCGUGUUGGCAAUGAUGUUGGUACAAUCAAAUUUAUUGGAGAGCUGAAACACCAUUCAGGAUUAUGGUAUGGCAUUGAAUGGGACGAUCCGAACCGGGGAAAGCAUAAUGGCUGUGUCGAUGGAAUACAAUACUUUUCAUGCGAUGAACCAUUGGCUGGCUCGAUGAUCCGACCAGAAAAAGUGCGUCGCUUUGAAACGGUUCGUGAUGCAAUCGAGAACAGGUACAUCCUCACUCCGAUCGAAGACGAUUUGAAUUUCGAUGAUUUUCAAAUGGUGAUCGGUGCACCCCUCAUGGAAUUCGUUGGUGUGGAAAAGACGUGGAAGAAGCAGAGUGACAUGAAGGCCUUAACUCACGUAGUUCUACCUGAUUCGAAUGUGAAUGCUCCCGGAGACCUGACUCCGUUGAAAAAUCUGAGUGAAUUGGUGCUGAGUGCGUCAUUGAUCUGGAAUUGGCAGACUGUUGGCGACAUCGUCAAGCAAAUUCCAUCGUUAAACGUUCUGGAUUUGUCCAAAAAUCGCAUCAAACAACCGACAAGCGCAGAAAUAUCGGAGCUGCAACCAAUUUUUGUGUUUUUGAAGAGUCUGCAUCUGCAAAACUGUAAAAUGAAGUCGUGGACUGACGUUCUGUAUGUGGCUCAGCUGUGGCCGUUCAUCGACAAUUUGUCGUUGCAUGGAAAUGAAAUUGUACGACUAGUGGAACCGGACCUGACUAACAUUUUCAAAAAUUUACAAUCGCUGGACUUGAGCAACAAUAAAAUUUCCAAUUUCAACGAAAUCGUUAAACUGGGAAAAAUUGAAACAUUGAGAUGUCUGAACGUUGCUGGCAAUGGAAUUAAACGCAUUGAACUACCUGAAUGUCGACCUGAUCAACAGCUGAGUAUUUUUGUGAAUUUAGUCGAGCUUAUACUCCGGGACAAUCCGAUUGAAGACAAGAGCUUUGCAUUCAAUGAACUGGACAAACUUCCCAUGCUCAACAAUCUGUCAAUGUCACGGAAAGGGGCCGACUUCAAAGACAUGUUUUCGGAUGGUGCGGCCAGAAUCUCACGACUCAAAACACUGAACAACAUUCGCAUAUCGGACGUGGAUAGACGUGGCGCUGAAUACGAUCUGCUCAAAAUGUACGGUCCGAAAAUGUUGCUGGCCAAAGACGAACUGGCCAAGGAAAAUUUAUUCAGAGAAUGUCGAGCGCUCUCCGUUAUAUUCAAAAAAUAUGGAUCACCAGACGAACUACUCACUCCCGCCCCGAAGGUAUCGAAUGUGAUCAACAUUGAAAUCCAAACGAUUCCAUUCACAAAGACCGUCAAGAAACGUUUACCGCGCAAGAUUACAGUACAAGCGCUACAGGGCAUCAUUUCGAAGUUAUUCAAUCCGAGAGGCAGUGAACAGCCGAAAUUGAGCUAUUUGGAUCAGAAGAAUCCGGAUAUUCGCGUGGAAUUGGACAAAGUGUCGAAAAGUUUGGAUUAUUAUUCGAUACAGGACGGUGAUGUUAUAUUGGUGGAGUGGUGAUUUGGAGACACGUUUCCGGUUAAAUUUUUUAUUUAUUUUAUUACACACAAACUACACGAAGCGACUAAGAGACAUUCUUUUGAAGAGUUUUCGGAUUUUUCUUUUGAGAUUUUUAUUUCUUUGCUUUUUUUACGAGGUGGAGUUACACGCAAUGUGCAAACAAUAAAUAAAAUUCUUGUUCCCAGUCA
Bradysia coprophila is the source of this 1857-nucleotide messenger RNA. Its product is annotated as Tubulin-binding cofactor E. Gene Ontology annotation, molecular function: protein binding. The record is from RefSeq and is a predicted model, not a curated record. NCBI's taxonomy places the organism in Eukaryota, Metazoa, Arthropoda, Insecta, Diptera, Sciaridae.